CUUUCUCUCUCCAUUCUGAUCUCUGCUCUAGUUAUUAGUAGGAGUAGAAGUUCAGUUGGGGUGGGGUCUUCACAAUAUUCAGACAGCUAUUGCUAAUUACAGCUUUUGUCCCCACGCCCUCUCAGCACCUCAUUCAUGGCUGCCCCCAACUCUAACUCUCUCCCUCUUUACAUUCCUCACCAGCCCACUUGUGUUUUUUUCCAUUCUUUCCAGUCUUCACGUUCACAUUGCAGCUAUAGCUAGUCUCUGAGCUGGGAUUUUUUUCCAAGACUACUCCUUUUUUGCUUUGAAACCCUUUUGUUUCUUUUCUUGCAUUUUGUUUUCCCCCUUUUUUAGUGCCUCACUCAGUUUGGAAGUGGUAUGAGAGCAAAAGGGGCAGGAAUGAGCGGAGGGGAGCCUCAAAGUUCCAAUUUUUAUCUUCAUUCUGUGUUCUUGCUACUUCUUUGCUUAUUUACAUCGUGUUGCAGUUCAUCAAGUUAUAUCAAAAGUUCUGUGAUAGCUCAAAGAAAACAUGCCCUCUUGCCUGAAAUAUCUCCCAGUGAAGCUCCUCAGCCCCUUCUUCCUCUCCUGGCACCUUCUCCAUUUUCACCAUUCACCAACAGCAGUAUACCAAUACUAUCUGGAGUCUGCAUAUUAAACUUUGCGGCCAUGGAAAGCAUGAUGAGGAUGACAUCAAUUGAUUGUGUGGGUGGUUUUGCACCAUAUCUAGCUAAUGUUAUAUGCUGCCCUCAAGUAGAUGCCACUCUUACUGUCCUUGUUGGUCAAUCUAGUAAGGACACCAAUAUGCUUGCUUUAAAUGGAACUCUUGCAGAACCCUGCCUUUCUGAUUUUGAGCAAAUUCUAGUGGGUCAGGGUGCCAAUGACACUCUGCCCCGUAUAUGCUCCAUCCAUCCAUCAAACCUUACUGAAGGUUCUUGCCCAGUCAGCGAUGUUAAUGCAUUUGAGAGCACAGUGGAUUCAUCUAGUCUUCUUGCAGCCUGUGGGAAGAUUGACACUGUUAAUGAAUGUUGCAAGCAAGUUUGUGAGAAUGCUAUAGCAGAAGCAGCUGGGAAGCUGGCUGUAAAAGCUUAUGAUCUUAUGAGCAUGGGUGGCUCUCAUGCACUAGCUGACCACUCAACUCGAAUAAAUGAUUGCAGAACUAUAGUACUUCGAUGGCUGGCAAGUAAACUUGAUCCUUCUCAUGCAAAAGAAGUUCUUAGAGGGCUAUCUAAUUGCAAAAUUAAUAAAGUGUGUCCUCUGGUUUUUCCAAACAUGAGCCAUGUUAUAAAGAGCUGUGGGAGUGAAUUGCAUGACCAGAGAGCUUGCUGCAAGUCAGUGGAGAGUUAUGUGUCUCAUUUGCAAAACCAAAGUUUUGUUACCAACUUGCAGGCUUUAAAUUGUGCUGCAUCACUGGGACUUAAAUUACAGAAAGCAAAUAUUACCAAAAAUAUUUAUAAUCUCUGUCGUGUCAGUCUCAAAGACUUCUCAGUCCAAGUUACCCCGCAAGGUGUAGAAUCUGGAUGCCUUUUGCCUAGCUUGCCAUCAGAUGCAGUAUUUGACAGUGCUACUGGUCUGAGCUUCCUCUGUGAUCUGAAUGACAAUAUUCCAGCUCCCUGGCCUGCUCCUUCUCAAUUACCAGCUUCAUCAUGCAAUAAGACUGUCAAAAUUCCCGCACUUCCUGCUGCAGCAUCUGGGCAAAGCAGCAUCUGUAGUGCGGACCAAGCAUCCCAUGCGCUUUUUGUAGUCUUGGCCAUAUUUGCACUUCUGAUGAAAAUUUAAUUGGCCAUUCUUGUCUGUUGAAUUACCUGAGAGGAGGAUCUACACCUUGCAACUUGAAGAAUUGUACCAAUCCUGGGGCACGAAGAACAUCAUGUGAAAGUUGAAGCAGAGGAGGAUUCUGCCAAAUAUCAUGCUACUAAUUGGGCUUUGACCGGUACACAGAGAAAAAACUUAGCUACCGGGUGAAAAUGAACUUUGAAGUUACUGCAAAGGCAUAUAUAAAUAUAUAUAUAUACAUACCUAUUACUACUACAGUAUAGCAUCCAUUCUUGCAAGUUCAUGUAAUAAAAAAUUUUGUAAAGUUUUUACAAGUCGAGGAUGUUAAUGUAAUUAUCACCUCUGAAAGUGUCUCUGUAGAUCUGCAACACUGGGAAAACAAUAUAUAUGUAUGUAUGUUGUGAACUAAUGCAUGUAUAGUAAGGUUCUUGCUGAGUUGUGGCUGCA
Messenger RNA from Coffea eugenioides, 2202 nucleotides. RefSeq lists its product as uncharacterized. The record is from RefSeq and is a predicted model, not a curated record. NCBI's taxonomy places the organism in Eukaryota, Viridiplantae, Streptophyta, Magnoliopsida, Gentianales, Rubiaceae. The transcript has 8 exons. Gene Ontology annotation, cellular component: plasma membrane. Bases 361 to 1758 code for a protein of 465 amino acids.